GCAGUUUCAAUCACUCGACUAGGGUGUCCCCAAACUGCCGGGCUGGAAGCGGAGAGGAGUGAAAAACAGAGCAAACAAUGGAGAUUCGAUGCAAAUUUUGGCUUCCUAAAAAGAAGAGAUUUUGUGCAAAUAUCCCCCUCAACGAAUCUUUAUUCUGUGGCAACCACACACCCAGGUCCGAUAGCCCGUGGAUUCCAUGUCCAAUAGACCCUUCUCACUCUGUACUUAAAGAGAAUCUUGAAGGACAUGUUAGAAGAUGCCCAUUACUCAAACAAGUGCAGUCUUUGACUCUCCAACCCUUUUACCAAAAGGGUAUCAAUGCUGGCAAAGAAGAGGACCAGGAAGAAUUAGAAACAUUCAAACCCAAAGGAGCCGAUGAUUUGGAAUCUUCUAAUGACCCCGAGUCGGGGUCUUUGGAUAACAUUCUUUCAGAAAUGAAGAGGAAUGCUGUUUAUAGUAUGACUGUACUUGAUUUCUAUAAAUUAAUUGAGAAAAUUGAGCAUGUUCAUGAAUCUAUAUGCAAGGAUAUUCAGGACUCAUAUAAGGUACCAGAAGCUUGUGGAAUAUGGAUUAAACGAGAGGUUGACAGAAAAUUGCCAUUUCAAGAGAAACAUGUUAUGCAGCAGGUGUCCAUUCUUGGGAACUUGGAAGAUCUUGGUGUAUUGAAUAGUUCUCUAGGAAAGGAGAGGGCGGAUUAUGAUGAUGGCACUGGUAUCCCUGCGGUGGUUGAGUUUGGAGCCGGCAGGGGAUACUUGACACAGAUGCUGGCAGAUUGUUAUGGGAUAAAAAAGGUCUUUCUGGUUGAAAGAAAAUCAUACAAGUUAAAGGCUGAUCGAUCCUUGCGGCAGAAAGAGAGCUUGAUAUUGCAACGUUUGAGAAUUGACAUUGAGGAUUUAAACUUGAAUGCUGUUGAGUCAUUGCGGGAAGAUCCUUACCUUGCUAUUGGUAAACAUCUUUGUGGGCCUGCAACAGAUCUGACUUUGAGAUGUUGCCUUGGUGAACACCGUAAUCAAAGUAAUGCUGAAUUGCAGAGUGUUAACCCAAACCUGAGAGGUCUAGCUAUAGCAACAUGUUGCCAUCAUCUCUGCCAGUGGAAGCAUUACAUAAAUAAAAAAUAUCUAUUAGAAUUGGGAAUCACAAAAGAGGAAUUUCAUGCAAUUACUUGGUUUACUAGUUGGGCUGUAGAUGCUGAUCAUGGUGCCGAUCUCCCAGAUGUUACUGAUUGCAAAUUGCAUCUUGAAUCUGUUGAAAAGAAGCAAUGCGGUGAGGAUUAUGGAGUUGAAGACAUUGUGAGAAAUAUGAAGGCAGUUGAAAGGGCUGUGUUAGGGUUUAUGUGCAAGAAGAUUAUAGAUAUGGGUAGGUUGAUGUGGAUGAAGGAACAUGGCUUAGACGCACAGUUUGUCAAAUACGUCCCAUCCAGCGUUUCUCCUGAAAACCAUCUAUUGAUUGGUAGAUGCCCCCGUCAUUUGUGAGAUGCCAUCUCCUUUUUUUACUUUAAUUCAGAUUGUUUCUAAUGUACAAUUUUGUGAAAGCGUCUUCUUGAACUAGUACAUUGACAAAUUCUUCUCUCUUUUGCUUUUGGAGGAGUAUUAACCUUUGACACCUCUCCUCCCGCGAAAAC
Prunus mume (Japanese apricot) is the source of this 1621-nucleotide messenger RNA. RefSeq names its product methyltransferase. NCBI's taxonomy places the organism in Eukaryota, Viridiplantae, Streptophyta, Magnoliopsida, Rosales, Rosaceae. Gene Ontology annotation, biological process: tRNA methylation. The record is from RefSeq and is a predicted model, not a curated record.